AUGGCGUCUCCAGGGGUGAUUGACGACUCGAUCGUGCCCGAUGGCCAGGACGACAGCACCCUGGUGGUCAAGCCGGAGGACCAGUACGGGAACAGCGACAGCAACAGCAACAGCGACGCCGAAAAGGGACAGGUAGUCCAAGACCCGGACCCCCUCGACUGGGACAACGAUCCUCAUAACCCGUACAACUGGCCUGCGUGGAAGAAGGCCCUGACGAUAUUCACCCUGGCCACCAUGGGCCUCACGAUAUCAAUAGCAACGUCCAUCUCCAGCUCCUCCGUCAAUCUCCUCGAGCUGGAAUUCGGCGUCAGCCGCACCGUCGCCCUGCUCCCCCUGACGCUCUACGUCGUCGCCCUCGGCAUCGGCCCCGUUCUCGGCGGGCCUCUCUCUGAGACCAUCGGCCGGUACCCCGUCAUCAUGGGCGGCAUGACGAUUGGCGCGCUGUUUACGCUCGGAGCGGGCUUUGUGCACAACUUUGGGGCGCUCUGCUUCUUGCGCUUUCUCACGGGCUUCUUCUGGGCUCCCGUGCUGGCGAAUGCGCCUGGGUCGCUGUCGGAGACGUUUAUGCCCAAGUCUAGGGGUCCUGUGAGCGCCCUUUUUAUCCUCACUCCUUUCUUGGGGCCAGGCUUAGGCCCCGUUAUCGGCUCCUUUGUCUCUGUCGAAAAGGGCUGGCGCUGGACCGAGUGGACAAUGCUCUUCUUCUCCGCCCUCAGCAUCGGCCUCGGCUGCACCAUCGGCGAGACGUUCCACCCCAUCCUCAAGCGCCGCCUGGCCAAGAAGCGCGGCAUCGAGCUCCCUCCCCUGCCGCCCAUGAGCCAGCGAGUCAAGACGUUUGCCGUUGUUGCGGCCAUUCGACCCGUCAAGAUGCUCUUCACAGAACCGAUCGUCUCCUUCAUCUGUCUCUACGUGGCCAUUGACUUUGGGACGCUCUUCAGCUUCUUCGGCGGCGUUCCGUAUACUUUUGGCACCGUGUAUCAUUUCACCACGGAGCAGUCCGGCCUGGUCUUCAUUUCCAUCGUCAUUGGCUGUGUCAUUGGCCUCGCCACCAUCAUGGCCUGCGAAAUCCUGCUCUAUCGGAAGCAGAUCCCCAAGUAUCCGCCUCACAGGGUUCCUCCCGAGCACAGGCUGUAUCCCGCCAUGUUUGGCAGCUUCGGGCUGCCCCUCGGGCUGUUUUGGUUUGCGUGGACGGCGCGGGAGGAUGUUUCUUGGGCGAGCCCUGCGGCGGCCAUUAUCCCGUUUGCUUGGGGCAAUUUUUUGGCGAGAUAUGGUUUUGCGGGCGUGUUUCCCCUGUUUACAAUUCAAAUGUAUACCACCUUGGGCAUUCACUGGGCCAGCAGUCUGUUGGGCUUCAUUGCUCUGGCAUUGAUACCUAUCCCCUGGGUCCUGUUCAAGUUUGGGCCUAGGAUCAGGGCCAAGAGCAAGUUUGAGACGCACAAGUACGAGUAG
Molecule: messenger RNA, 1446 nt
Organism: Trichoderma reesei QM6a
Lineage: Eukaryota; Fungi; Ascomycota; Sordariomycetes; Hypocreales; Hypocreaceae
Exons: 5
Coding region: 1-1446 (481 amino acids)
Biological process (GO): spermine transport; spermidine transport; transmembrane transport
Molecular function (GO): spermine transmembrane transporter activity; spermidine transmembrane transporter activity
Source: RefSeq, a predicted model, not a curated record